Diachasmimorpha longicaudata is the source of this 2470-nucleotide messenger RNA. Its product is annotated as ATP-binding cassette sub-family F member 2. The record is from RefSeq and is a predicted model, not a curated record. Lineage: Eukaryota; Metazoa; Arthropoda; Insecta; Hymenoptera; Braconidae. The transcript has 6 exons. Bases 156 to 2045 code for a protein of 629 amino acids. Gene Ontology annotation, molecular function: ATP hydrolysis activity; ATP binding.
CAGACGGCGUGCAUUAAAAAUUCAGCACGUUUCCAUGCGGUUGCAUAUCUAUUUUCGAGUCAACUCCAUCGGAGAUCUUCAAAAUGACGGUUGUGGCUUAAUCGACCAUCAAAACCACUGAUUCACCCCUAAAAAUCAUCAUUACUUGAAGCAGAAUGCCGUCCGACGCCAAGAAGAAGCAACAGCAGAAGAAGAAGGAGGCUGCCAAGGCCAGGCAAACAGGCAAAAAACCAAUCGCACAGGCCAAAGCUGAGGAUGUGAAAGAAGGCACUCCACCAGGAGAAGUGCAAAAUGGUACCAACGGGGUUAUCUCUGCCGAAGAGGCUCUCUGUAUGAAGCUAGAGGCAGACGCCCGCCUGAACGCCGAGGCUCGUUCCUGCACUGGAACUCUUGCGUCUCAUCCCCGCAGUCGAGACAUAAAGAUCUCCACCUUCUCCAUAACCUUCCACGGUUGUGAACUUCUCCAGGACACAAUGCUGGAAUUGAAUUGUGGCAGACGUUACGGUCUUCUGGGUCUCAAUGGCUCCGGUAAAUCCACUCUCCUCUCAGUUGUGGGUAACCGUGAGGUACCAAUUCCCGAUCAGAUCGACAUAUUCCAUCUCUCCCGAGAGAUGCCAGCCAGCAAUAAAACAGCUCUCGAAUGCGUUAUGGAAGUCGAUGAGGAGCGAGUUCGUCUUGAGAAAUUAGCGGAGGAGUUGGUGGAUUGUCCUGAGGAAGACGCCCAGGAACAGCUGAUGGAUGUUUACGAAAGAUUGGACGAUAUGUCUGCUGAUACUGCUGAGGCACGUGCUGCUCACAUUCUUCAUGGUCUUGGUUUCACUCCAAAGAUGCAGAGAACUCCUACCAAAGAUUUCUCCGGUGGUUGGAGAAUGCGCAUCGCUUUAGCACGUGCCCUCUACGUUAAACCUCAUCUACUUCUUUUAGACGAGCCGACGAAUCAUCUGGAUCUUGACGCCUGCGUCUGGCUGGAGGAGGAGCUGAAGACGUACAAACGCAUUCUCGUUAUCAUAUCUCAUUCACAGGAUUUCCUGAAUGGUAUUUGCACGAAUAUCAUUCAUCUCAAUAAAAAGCAACUGAAAUACUACACUGGAAACUACGAGGCAUUCGGUAAAACUAGAAUGGAACUCCUGGAAAAUCAAGCUAAGCAGUACAACUGGGAGCAGGAUCAGAUAGCUCAUAUGAAAAAUUACAUCGCCAGGUUUGGACACGGUUCAGCUAAACUUGCGCGACAGGCUCAGUCCAAGGAGAAGACACUGGCGAAGAUGGUGGCACAAGGAUUGACUGAGAAAGUCACCAAUGACAAAGUGCUCAAUUUUUAUUUCCCAAGCUGCGGAGGAAUCCCUCCUCCCGUAAUCAUGGUGCAGAAUGUAAGCUUUCGAUAUAAGGAUGAUGCUCCCUGGAUUUAUAAGAAUCUUGAGUUUGGAAUUGAUUUGGAUACGAGACUGGCCCUCGUCGGACCCAAUGGAGCAGGAAAGAGUACACUGUUGAAGCUGCUUUAUGGAGAUUUGGUCCCAAGUAGUGGAAUGAUUCGCAAGAACUCUCAUCUCCGAAUUGCGAGAUACCACCAACAUCUUCAUGAAUUACUGGACCUCGACAUGUCCCCCCUUGAUUACAUGCUGAAGGCUUUCCCGGAAGUGAAGGAGAGAGAAGAGAUGAGAAAAAUCAUUGGACGUUAUGGGCUCACUGGUCGUCAGCAAGUCUGCCCAAUCAGACAAUUGUCCGAUGGACAGCGUUGUCGAGUUGUGUUUGCAUGGCUUGCCUGGCAAGUACCACAUCUCCUUCUGAUGGACGAACCGACGAAUCACUUGGACAUGGAGACAAUCGAUGCACUUGCUGAUGCUAUCAAUGAUUUUGACGGUGGAAUGGUUCUUGUUUCUCACGAUUUCAGGCUAAUUAAUCAAGUUGCUGAAGAGAUUUGGGUAUGUGAGAAUGGAACAGUGACUAAAUGGCAAGGUGGAAUAUUGAAUUAUAAGGAGCACCUUAAGUCUAAAGUGCUGAAGGACAACCAGAAGAGAGAAAAGGAAUUCACGAACCGAGGAAAAUAAUAAUGUCCAUUUUUGAAGAACGAAAACUGAAAAUCCGAAAUGAACGAUAUCCACUUCUUGGUUUCAUUGCCGUCAAUCACAUCCACUGUAUGAAUCGGAAUUCAUUCAUCGUUUGAUUUAGCGCUGCUAUGUAGCGUUCAAACGGAUGGGUUCAUGCUUACCUAGCUAAUUUAUUUAAAUAAAAUGAAAAAAAAUGAUUUUGUCCGGGCAAGUAUCUGCAAAAAAUCAUUAUCAGUGAGUUUUGAAUGAUGAGAAAUGUGCGGAUAAAAUUUGCGGAUACAUUUAACUUGUGACUAUCGCAAUUAAUUUUCCAUGAUCACUUUCCCCCCACUCUGGAACAUAACAAAUUGAUUAAUGACAUUUCAAAAUAAUUACUACUGUAUUAAAUAAAGACACACCGUUUGAGGGAGAAUUUAAUAACGUCA